Molecule: messenger RNA, 960 nt
Organism: Didymodactylos carnosus
Lineage: Eukaryota; Metazoa; Rotifera; Eurotatoria; Philodinida; Philodinidae
Source: the annotation of a GenBank genome assembly
AUGUCUUUUGUCACAACUAAACUUCUCUACCCGUAUCCCAAACCGCCGUCUUAUUCUAUCGCAUCUCAUCCAGAACACUUAAUUUGGAUACCAACGGCAGAUGCAGCAACACCACUGAUUCCUUGUUUCUAUUAUCCAUCUGAAUCUGAAAACGCUAGAUUCUUUCUGAUAUUCUGUCAUGGAAACGGUUGCGAUAUUGGAAGCAUGCAUACUCUAAUGAUUGAUUAUCGAUCAGCUUUGAACGUGCACAUUCUAGCAUUUGAAUUUCCCUCGUAUGGUCUCUGUUCUGGCACACCGUCAGAGGCAGCAAUCAACAACCAUACGAAACACGCUUUUCAUUUUGUUCACAAUAUCAUCGGCUGGCCUGCCGAAAAUAUCAUUUUCUAUGGACACAGUAUGGGUAGUGGUACAGCAUGUUUUGCAACAUCUUAUUUUCUUCAAAACCACAUCCCCAUCGGUGGUCUAAUACUCCAGAGUGCAUUCAAAUCAUUAUCUGACGUAGCUCGCGAUACACUUGCUAUAUUUCGAUAUUUGUUUACCAGUAUUUGGAAUAAUGUGGAAGAAAUGAAAUUUAUUACAUGCCCCGUACUUCUCAUGCACGGAGCACGCGACUCACUCAUCGCAUUGGAACAUUCACAACGUCUGUGUGAUGCAUGUGUAUCAGAUAAGAAACAUUUGGCGGUAAUCGAUUAUGGUGAUCACAAUACAAUUAGAGCUGAAGAUCGCGUCGAACACAUACGACAGUUUUUGAAUGAAAACUUUUUAAACAAUCACCAGAGAUUACCGUUGCCUAGUUUGCAUUUGGAUGAAAAAUACUGGACAGCUCCAAAUUCGGUUUCCCAGCCUGCUGUUGACACUGCGACCGGUGGAUUAUUUUCGAACUUAUUGGGACUAUCAACGGCAUCAGUGAAUGUCGUCUCUUCGUCCCUGAGAUGGACAAGAUCAUCCUUGUCCUCCUAA